ACUUUUAAAUAGAAUGUGCCCUGAGUUGUUGCUGAGGCUGAGAACUAAUGGUUCCCGUGGGAAGCCCUUGAAGAACAGGCAGGGAAGGGAUUAGGAAUUCCCGACUCAGCCUUCUUUAUGGUUCUUUUGUUUCAGUGCAUUGCCUUUCCUAGAGGACUGAGCCUCACUGACUUGUGACUUGAACCCAGGUGGUGAGACAUGGGAUGUAGUCUUGUAUGUUGGUUGAUGGUGCCCCCUCCUCCAAUCUGUUACACUCCCAGAGUAGGAGAUGACCUUAGGUAAUCAUGAACACAGGUAUGAAAGACUGAUCUAAGGAUGAAGUUGGUCCUUAGCUGGUAUAAUUUUUCCUUUCAGGCUCCUGUGGCAUUUGAUGACAAUUUGUACUUGCUUCAGGAGGAAUGGAUGCUGCUGAGUCAGCAGCAGAAGGAGACCUGUGGUUCUGACAGGCUGGUGGCACCCCUGGGACCAACUAUUGCCAACCCAGAGCUGUUCUGUAAGUUUGAGCAAGGGUCAGAACCAUGGCAAGGCAAUGUCCAGGGCCAGAGGCAUCUCCUGAGCCACCACCCAGGAAAAAACAAGAUGGGCUGCAUGGAGGAAGUGGACGUGCAUGGGCCAGCCAGAGAAGCUGGACCGGACCUCCCCCCUCAGACGAAAGCCUGUCUUUCCCAUUUCAGAGCAGAGAGUGGCACCAUCAGGGAAAGCUGUGCAGGAAAAUGCAAAAAGCCCUUGAAACCCCGAUCCAUCCAGAAGUCUUGGUUUGCACAGUUCCCGUGGCUGGUCAUGAAUGAGGAGAAGACGGCUCUCUUUUGUUCCGCUUGCCGAGAACACCCCUCCGCCAAAGACAGACGGUCCCGACUGAUAGAAGGCUACACAGGACCGUUCAAGGUGGAGACUCUCAAAUAUCAUGCCAAGAGCAACGCUCACCUGUUCUGCAUCAGUGCUUUGGCAACCCAGGACCCCAUCUGGGCAGCCCGUUUCCGGAACAUCCGAGAUGCCAGCCCAGAUUAUCCCAUUCUGCAGCCCCCGGCGCCUCUGGGAGCCUAUGGUGGUACGGCCCAGCUCCUGCCCAGCUCUCGAGCUGAACGGGAGGAGCCUGUGGGGAAUGGGGCACUUCCUGCAUUGUAUGUAGAGUGCAUUUCCCAUGUGAGGCAUAAAGAUACCGCCAGUGACGUCAGCAGCUCCUCAAACACUAACAUUGUUCGUAAUGACUCUGCUGAAUCCUGCGGCCAGGAGCUCCCGCUGGUGUUUGAGGAGGUGGCAGUGUAUUUCACGCGGGAGGAGUGGGGCGUGCUAGGCCAGCCGCAGAAGGAGCUGUACAGAGACGUGAUGCGGGUGAAUUAUGAGCUGCUGGCCUCCCUGGGGCCUGUGGCUACCAAACCAGACUUGAUAUCAAAACUGGAGCAUAGAGCUGCACCCUGGAUCAAGGAUCCAAAGGGGGCGAAGUGGGGGAAAGGUCGUUUUCCAGGGAAAAAGAAGAUGGUGGCUGCCGGAGAGGCAGACACGCAGGCCUCGGCUGUGGAAUCUGCGUUGCUUCUAGCUCCUCCUGUGGAGACAUGUGCCUCCUACUGCAGGUCCAGCCUUUGUGACGUGGAAGCAGAUGGGCCUAGGAAAAUCAAGAGGAUUUACAGACCCCGCUCCAUUCAGAGGUCGUGGUUUGGGCAGUUCCCAUGGUUAGUCAUUGACUCAGAAGAGACCAAGCUCUUCUGCUCAGCUUGCAAAGAAAAACCGCAUCUCCACGACAGGUCAUCGCGGUUAGUCCAAGGCUACACGGGGCCAUUCAAAGUGGAGACUUUAAAAUACCAUGAAGUCAGCAAAGCACACAAGCUCUGCGUCAACACUGUUAAAAUCCAGGAGGACACCCCUCAGGCUGCCCUAGUCCCAGAGAUCUCCAGUGACCUGAUGGCCAACAUGGAGCACUUCUUCAAUGCGGCCUACUCCAUCGCCUACCACUCGAGGCCACUGAAUGACUUUGAGAAGACCCUGCAGCUCCUCCAAAGCACAGGGACCAUGAUUUUGAGCAAGUACCGGAACCGCACUGCGUGCACCCAGUUCAUCAGAUACAUCUCUGAGACUCUGAGGAAGGGGGUCCUCGAGGACGUCCGGAACUCCCUCUGCAUGAGCAUGCUGUUGGACAGCUCCACCAACACCCCAGACCAGGCCUGUGUGGCCAUUUACAUCCGCUACUUGAAGGGGGCAGAGGUGAAAGAGUCUUACAUCACGCUGGCCCCGCUCUACAGUGAGACGGUGGAUGGGUGCUUCGAGUCCAUUGUCUCUGCACUGGAUGAGCUGGACGUCCCCUUCCGGAAGCCUGGUUGGGUCGUGGGUCUGGGAACCGAUGGCUCAGCCAUGCUGGGCCACAGCGGGGGCCUUGUGGGAAAGUUCCAGGAGAUCAUCCCUCCGCUGCUGCCUGUCCACUGUGUGGCCCACCGGCUGCCCCUGGCUGUGGUGGAUGCCUGCGCAGGCAUUGAUCUGGUGAAGAAGUGUGACCGGCACAUCCGAACCGUCUUCAAGUUUUACCAGUCCUCGAACAAAAGGCUAGCAGAGCUGCAGCAAGGCGCUACGGCACUGCAGCAGGAAAUCACCCGCCUCAAGGACUUGAAUGCAGUCAAGUGGGUGGCCAGUAGGAGGCGCACACUGACUGUGCUCAUCUCGAGCUGGCCUGCCCUGGCUCGGCACCUCCAGAGUGUGGCAGAGGCUGGGGGCCAGAUUGGGCACAGGGCCAAAGGCAUGCUGAAGCUCACGAAGAACUUCCAUUUCAUCAGGUUCUGCCACUUCCUGCUGGACUUCCUGAGCAUUUACAGGCCGUUGUCGGAGGUGUGCCGGAAAGAAGUGGUGUUGAUUACGGAGGUGAACUCCACGCUGAGAAGGGCCUAUGUCGCUCUGGAGACCCUCCGUCACCGGGCGGGGCUCAAAGAGGAAGAGUUCAAUGCCAGCUUCCAGGAUGGGCAGCUGCAUGGCAUUUCCUUAGACAGAAUGGAGGUGGCAGAGCAGCGUUUCCAGGCAGACAGGGAGAGAGUGAUCCUGACAGGGACUGAGUACCUCCAGCAGAGGUUUGACACACACCGUCCCCCACAACUCAAAAACAUGGAGGUGUUUGACACCAUGAGCUGGCCAAGUGGCACUGAACUGGCCAGUUUUGGGAACGAUGAUAUCCUUGCCCUUGCCAGGUACUUUGAGCUCUCAAUGCCCCCAGGGUACAGCGAGCAAGCCCUCCUGGAGGAGUGGCUGGGCCUGAAAGCCACGGCCAGGAACCUGCCGCUCUCCAUGCUGUGUAAGAGUGCCCUGGCCCAGCACUGCCGCUUCCCCUUGCUGAGCAGGCUGGUGGCAGCGGUGGUCUGUGUGCCCGUCUCCACCUCCUGCUGUGAGCGUGGAUUCAGUGCCAUGAACCGGAUCAGGACCGAAGAGAGGACCAAGCUAUCCAAUGAGGUGAUCAACAUGCUCAUGAUGACAGCAGUGAAUGGUGUGGCAGUCACCCAGUAUGACCCGCAGCCCGCCAUCCAGCACUGGUACCUAACCUCCUCAGGCCGGCGCUUCAGCCACGUCUACGCCUGUGCCCCGGUGCCACCCCAUUCCUAUGCAAGGGCGGUGCCCGGGAUGGAGAAGAUGGGAGCACGCCAUGUGGAGGAGGCCGUGACCCAGAAGCCGCCCAUCCAUCCUACGGGAACGGGUGGAGAUCCUGACGACUGCCUCAUGGACCCUCCUGACAGGCUCCUGUACCCCCACACCAGCCAGGAGGCCCCUGUGCUGUCCUGAUACAGGCUCUGCAGGAGCAGGAAUCCUAGGAUUGCCUUGGAGACCCUUACCCUGCCCCUUGUGGUCAUGCUGACAGGCUCUGUGCCCUAGAAUCUUCCUUUGGUAGGGACUCUAAGAACAGGAAGUGGGCAGUGACAAGGUAGUUACACCCACAUGCCAGAGAGGCAGGGCCAUCAGGGGGUGCAGAACUUGUUCACCUCUAAAUGGAGCAGGGGCAGCACUGACAUAUGCACUCUUAUCUCAAGUUCAUGUUUAAGGUGCUUCAGGAAAUAAUCCCAUUGCGAAAGAUUUCACCCCAUAUGCUAGUGGCAAGAGGAUUUUUCUGAAGUGGGAGAGACUACUGGGGGUAGGAACUUAAAGGAGCACCCCAGCCCCCUGGAACGUUGGGGAGCAUUCCAGUGGGGCUGUCCACGGCCUCGGUGGCCUGGGGAAGACACUGGGUGAGGGGCAGAGGAUGACCAGGCUCCAGGCUCAGCUGGCCAGGGUCUGGGAUGUCACCCUGGCUCUAUGACAAGCAGGUACAGCCUGAUUUCAAAGUGGGAAACUCAUCAGAGAAUCUCUCUACCUCCUCCUAGGACCGCCCUUUAGGGUGAGACAAGCAGAGCCCUUUGCACAGAGCGCUCCAGAGAGCUUCUCCUGCGGCUCCAGGCCAGGCGAGAGAAGCAUCUCCCUGGAGCGAGCCAAGCCCAUGCGUCCCACCCAGUCCCACAGUUGCGGCCCUUGUGUUUGACCUGCAUCAUGCUGGGGUGCCUUCCUAAGCAGCAAACUGGACCAAGUUGCCCUCAGGAGGCUGGGAUCCGGUCCCUGCUCUACUACAGGCAGUAGUUCAGCCAUGAUUAAUCAUUCCUCUGUGCUGUGCCUCAGUUCCCCCCUCCAUUAAGUAGCAGAGAGUCCAUGUGCCUGCUGGUUCCCAGCCUGACACAGAACUGGCACGUGACAGUGCAUCCACCUACCUGCAAGACAGGCCUCGGACCGCACAGAGGGGACUCUUCAUUGUCAUCCUCUGUCCCGUCACCCAUGUCUUUACUGUGGGAAGAGGUGCUCCUAAGAUGUGCCAUCGGCAGGAUGGUCUAGUCCCGUGGUCGGCAAACUGCGGCUCGUGAGCCACAUGCGGCUCUUUGG
Messenger RNA from Myotis davidii, 4875 nucleotides. RefSeq names its product zinc finger protein 862 (gene ZNF862). Gene Ontology annotation, molecular function: protein dimerization activity. Gene Ontology annotation, biological process: regulation of DNA-templated transcription. Lineage: Eukaryota; Metazoa; Chordata; Mammalia; Chiroptera; Vespertilionidae. The record is from RefSeq and is a predicted model, not a curated record.